Molecule: messenger RNA, 243 nt
Organism: Dovyalis caffra
Lineage: Eukaryota; Viridiplantae; Streptophyta; Magnoliopsida; Malpighiales; Salicaceae
Source: the annotation of a GenBank genome assembly
AUGUCUUCCACAACCUCUCCAAAACAUGCCGAGCAACAUCAUCCCAAACACCAUAGAAAUAAUUGGCAGAGUACGAAAGGGUACGGCCAAGCUGUAGAAUAUGAGAAAGCCCCAGUCUGUGUUAGGGUUGGUGAUAAUGUGGUUUGUAGUGAAAAUGUUGAUGAAGUAGCUGAGGAGUUCAUCAAGCUAGAGCAUAAGAGGUUUGAAUUAAGCAAGUGGAUGUCUAUGAAAGCUGCACGGUGA